This is a messenger RNA of Hemicordylus capensis (graceful crag lizard), 8231 nucleotides long. RefSeq names its product centriolin (gene CNTRL). Gene Ontology annotation, molecular function: protein binding. Lineage: Eukaryota; Metazoa; Chordata; Lepidosauria; Squamata; Cordylidae. The record is from RefSeq and is a predicted model, not a curated record. The coding region runs from base 392 to 7435 and encodes 2347 amino acids. The transcript has 44 exons.
CUCGCCAAUCCCGAGUGGGCGUGGUCCAGGUCACCCGUCCCUCUCCUCCGCUGUCAGACGUCACGAAGACGGGGGCGUGGUCCAGGCGUCACGGGGAAGGGGGGCGCGGCCGACCAAAAUGGCGGCGUCGGGCCCUUAAAGGCGCCGCGGCAUCUUUUUUCCUCGGUCGUGUGUGGAGAGAAGGCGUAGCGAGCGCAGGAGCUGGGGGGCGCGCGCGGGGAGGGCGGAGCCAAAAGGAGAGAGGAGGGGUGAGCCUGAGCGCGGCCCCGGCGAGGAGGAGGAGGUGGAGAGCAGCCCCGAGGCCUGGGAGGGUUGCCAUGGCAACGGGCGUAAUCAAAGCGGCGCCCUGAGGCCGAGGCCGGGCCCUCGCGUGGGCCGAGCGUUUUGUACAAUGAGGACAGGCCGGCCACAGAGACCGUCGCCCAAGAAAAGGCAGAUGUCUCCAUCUCGCACUCGGAGCCCAGUGUCAACUGUGAGUUCAAGCAGCAGGUCGCCCUCUCCGCUGAGCAGGCAAGGAACUGUAACGACUUAUCUAACUACGGGGCGAAGGUAUCGAGAAGAUGCAACUGAAGCAAGUGAGGAAGAUGCUCCUUUUGAACAUUCAGGGGAACAAGGUGGCGAUUAUAUCAGUCCAGGCGUUAGAUACAUAACCGAGGCUCUUAUCAAGAAGCUGUCUAAGCAGGAAAACUUGGCGCGGAUCACUUCGCUGAAUCUUUCCCUUGCUAAAGGUGGAAGAAAGAAGUUUAAGUACAUAGAGAAUCUGGAGAAGUGUGAUAAACUAGAGGUCCUCAAUCUUGGUAACAAUCUGAUCGAGAAGAUUGAAAAAUUGGACAGGCUUCUCAAGCUAUGUGACCUCAACCUAUCGUACAACAAAAUAAGUAAAAUAGAAGGUAUUGAACAGCUACACAAUCUGCAGAAGCUGAACCUUGCUGGGAAUGCAAUUGAGCACAUUCCGGUGUGGGUGGGGAAGAAACUCCGAUCCCUCCGCAUCCUGAACUUGAGACACAACCAGAUAUCAUCACUCCACGAAGUAGCUAAACUCAAGUCUCUUAAAGACUUGGCUUCUCUGUUCCUGGCAGACAAUCCCAUCGUCAACCUGCCUCAUUACCGUCUCUACACCAUCUUCCACUUGAGGUCGUUGGAAGAGCUUGACGGACAGCCAGUGACCAACUGUGAAAGGGAAGAGGCCCUGGGGCGGUUUAACUUAGAAGAGGUAGAAAAUCUCGAAAAAGACUUGGAGAGAACCACGAAAGAGAUGGAGGGUCUUAAAAACAAGCAGUCGGCCCUGCUCGAGCAGCUUCAGCGGCAAGAUGACUUGAACCAAUCGUUGAAACAAAAGAGCCUGCAACAAAAACAAAACUGUGAAGAGCUGGAGAGUGAGCUGGAGACCAAGAACGAGCUGUUCUUUCUUCUGCUACCUAUUGGAACUUUGCUGCAUGCUCCCCUUCAGCUGAAGCAGAAGACGGUGGAGCUAACCAGGGCCUGUCAGAAGCAAUACGAGCUGGAACAAGAACUGGCUUUCUACAAGAUCGAUGCCAAGUUUGAGCCCUUGGGUUAUUAUUACCCAGUAGAGGAUGUUGAACUUAGCGAUGUACCAGGCGAGAGCCCUUACAUUGGGAAAGCCUGGUAUAAGAGGAACAUGUAUGCCGUGGAAGGCUACAUUCCCAGUAAGGCUCAGAAACUGCAAGUGGGCCACUUGGAAGAGGAGGAACCACAACCAAUUCAGCAACUGAAACGGAAUCUCCAUCAGUCACUGGAUGUGCAACUAAAGGAAAAAGAGGGAAAGAUUAAAGCAGCUGAAGAACAACUGGCUGAAUUGCAAGGUGAAGUGGCCCAGGCCGAGCGACAUGUGUUAGAAGUAACAGAAGAGCUUAAACUAGUCCAGGAUGCUGCAGCUCAGCAAAAGAUGUCCGAAGUGGGAAAAGAGCAUCACCGACAGCAGCUGAGCAACAAGAUCCUUCUUUUAAGUCGGCUACGAGAGGAAGCUCUGGAACUCGAGAAGCAGAUGGAGAGACAAAGUCAAGAAAUGGCCAACAAAGAGAAGGAACUAGAAGGCCUGCAGAAUCUUAUAGACUCUCUGGACCCCAAAGACCCCAAAUACGCUCACAUGAAGGCUCAGAAGGCCAGCAGAGAGCAGCAACUUGGCAUGAUGAAUGAGCAUUACAAGCACCUCGAAGGUCGCCUGGAUGAGAUGCUGUCUCGGAUUGCAAAGGAAACGGAGGAGAUCCGGGACCUGGAGCAACAGCUCACCGAUGGCCAGAUAGCUGCCAACGAUGCCCUGAAGAAAGACUUGGAAGGGAUUAUCAGAGGGUUGCAAGACUAUCUAGAGAGCGUGAAGAGUCAGGCCAGACAGACCAGCGAGGAAUGCAAAGAGCUGCGGAAGGAGAAAGAGGCUCUGUUGAGCAGGCUGGAGGAGAUGGAGGAGGAGAGGAAACAGCUGGAAAUAGUUGCCAUGGAUGCCGAAAACCUGAGAAAAGAAAUGGCCGACCUUGAACAGGUGCUCCAAGAGCAACGGGCACUCAAUGAGUCCCUGCAGGAGGCCCAAGGAGAGCUGAGCGCUUACGAGGCGGAGCUGGAGGCGGAGCUGAAGUCCCGAGACGCUGAAGCCAAGCAGCACAAGGAAGAGCUGGAGAAGCUAAAGCAACUUAGCCAGCUGCAACACGCGACUUUCCAAGCGGAACUCGGCAAAGAAAGACAAGCCCUAAAACACGCUCUGAGCAAAGCGCAGUCCUUGGAAGAGGAGGGGCACAAGAACCACCAGCUGCUUUCCCAGCUCAAACAGCUGCAGAAAGACAACCACCAUUUGAAAGAGCAACUUAAAGAGGCUCAGGACCAGCUGAACCAUGCGGCCGACGGCUUAAUUCAUCCUGAAGAAGUCUUGGCCCGUGUGAGUGAACUGAAGCGAAAACUGCAGACUGGGGCAGAAAUCAAGUGCCGUAACUCGGAGGACGUUUUAGGGCGAGGCCUUGUGGAGCUGCAGAAGCAGUUUGGGGAAAUCCUCGCUCGUUCGCAGCGAGCGAGCGAGGCAGCCCAGGCCAGAGAGAGAGCCCUUCAGAAGGAGGUGACAUCUCAGCAAGCCAGGCUGGAAGAGGCCCAAGAGAAAUACCGACUGGCCUGUGACAAAGCUGCAGAAGCCCAAAUUAAAUCUGAAAAGAAACAGAAUGAAGCCAGAGUUCGGCAGCUAGAGGACGAAAUCCAGCAUCUAAAUGAAAAGCUGAAAAGCAUGGAGGAAAUCCAGGAUCUUGCUGAUCAACAGCUUCAAGAAGCAGACGAGGAGAAAGAGAGGAUUUUUGCUCAGCUGGAAGAUCUGGAGAAUAGGAAAAAGGCGGAAGAUGCCAGGGCUCAAAUGCAAAUUCUUGGCAUCAAUAAAGAACUGAAGGAAUUAAAGAGAGCCAUCUCUGCCUCCGAUAAACAGGCCACAGCAGAGCUCUGUGCAGCGAAAGAGCAACUCAAGUCACUUCACGGGACUGUGCGCAAAAUUAACCAGGAACGUGCUGAAGAACUUAAGGAAGCAGAGGAGUGCUCUGUGCAGGCCACUCAGGCUUCUAAAGAGCUUGCCAAAGCAGAGGAAGAAAUAGAGUUGCUGAAGACACUUUUGAAAGAAAAGGAGGAGCAGUUUCAGUAUGAAAUGGAAGCAAUCAGCAAUGAGGCUGCCGCAUCAGGUGUCCGGAAAGAGGAAAUUGAGAAGUUGAACCAGCUUCUGAAACGGCAGAGAGAAGAAAUUGACCGAUUACAGAAUGCCUUAGACCGGGCCAGGGCAGGUGACAGAGAAGAGAUUGGCAGGAUUUUGGAGGAAAUCGCAGCGCUCAAGCACGCCAUUUUCCACCAGGAGGAGACCAUCGCCGGUUUAAUGGAGCCGCUCAGACGGAGGGGACAUGUGUGCUGUGGGCCGUUGCUGUCACAGACCUCGACCCCUGCAUCUCAGAGUACCAAAGAUUCUGGCGUUGGCCUGCAGUAUCCCACGCCCACUCCGGUCAGAAGAGGACCCGGGGAGGGCAAGCAGAGCAAGAAGGAAGGCUCCGUCUCGCCCGCUGCAAGAGGCUGCUGGGGGCAUACGCCAUUUCGGAGCAGUUUGCCGGAGUCUCCCUCCCACAGAGGGAAGCAAGAAGACGGUGAAGCGAAUGUUCCCGGCCCCUCGUCCUUUGUGCCACCUCCGGGUUCAGUCAUUUAUACGCUGCUGCCAGACGGUGCCCCGGUACCUCAGGGAACAAUGGUGUAUGGCCCGCCGCCACUUCCUGUAGCAGCCAAUGGAGGGCAGCUGGCCCCGACUACCGUUGUAUUCGGCCCGCCCCCUGCUGGAGCACAGCUCCUCUACAGCCCUCUUCCGGCUAACUGUUCUUCGGUGCCUCUCAUUCCUGCCGGCGUCCUGCACUGCAACAUCCCCGAGCAUCACCGCUUGGAGAAUGAAAUCUCACGGUUGGAAGACAUUAUAGACCAGUUGAAGUCUCGGAGGUGUGCAGGCGGGUGUCUGAGAGCCUCUCCUCAUGAACGGACUCCAGAGAUGGAAGCAUUGCAGCAGGACAUGCAGGACCUCUGGAACGAGAGAGAAGAGCUGAAACGGCAGGUAGCAGAGCUGCGUAAGAAAGCCCAGAAACGAAAUCACUGCCGAGAUGUCCUCGAUGGGCACCCGAGCAGCCUCAUUUCGGAGCUGGCCCUGGAGAAGUCGCUCCAGCGUCACGAAGACAUCGUGGACGAAAUCGAGUGCAUCGAAAAGACGCUGCUAAAGCGACGGGCAGAACUCCAGGAGGCGGACAGGCUUCUUGCCGAAGCGGAAAACGAAUGCGAGAACACGCGGGGGAAAACCAAAGACACGAUCCAGAAGUACAACAGUGCUAAGCAACACUUGUCUCGGACUGAGAAGGAAGCCAAGGAGCUGGAGCGAAGGGCUCAGGACAUGGCUGUGAGGCUGGUAAAAGCUGAUCAGCAGCUAAGGAUGCUUCAAGCAGAUGCCAAGGACCUGGAGCAGCACAAAAUGGAGCAAGAAGGGAUCCUGAAGGAAAUCCACAAAGUCGUCUCGGCAAAAGAUUCCGAAUUCCAGUCCCUGAGCCAGAAGAUUGAAAUCCUGACCGAAAGCCUCCAGAAGCUGCAGGCAGACAUUCAGUUUGCAGAAGGGAACGAAGACCAUCAUCUCCAGGUCCUGAAAGAGGCAGAAAAUAUCCUCCAGAGCAAGAAGAGUGAACUGGAGAGGCUGAAGGAGCAGACAGCAGCCCAGCAGCAGGAGUUACUCCUCUUGGAUAGGCUGCUUGAUCAGAAAAGAGAAGAGCGCGACCUUCUCCAAGACAGCAUUGCCCAGAAGAACGCCGACCUCACCGAAGCUCUCAGGGAAGGCGAGGCUGACAUCGCUGGAAAAAGGCGACAGAUCAAGGAAGCGAAGUCUCUCCUGGAAGGCCUGAGUGUGCAGAGAGGAGAACUUGGCGCCCAGCUCCAUGAGAAGAGAGCUCAGCUUUCCUUCGUGACGCAGGAUAUCCAAAAGGAGGAGGCGAACCUGCAGGAUGUCCUGGGACGGAUAAUGAAGCAUAAGACAGAACUCAAGCACGUUCUGGAGAUGUUGCAGCUUGAGAAUGGUGAACUGGAAGGCCUGAAGCUCCAGCACAGCCAGAAAGUGGAUGAACUGGAAAGCCUGCAAGGAGCCGUGCUGGAGGAGAAGCUGCUGUUGGAGAAUCUCCAGCGGGCAUCGCAGCAGCAGCGUGGGGAGGCGGAGCGCCAGAGGCAGCUGCUGGAAAGGACCCAGCAAGAAGCCGAGAAGCUGAGCGCUCAGCUCCACAACCUGCAGAGCAGCAUCAAGGCGCUGAGAAGCGAGAAGCAGCGCCUGGAAGAAGACUGUCAGAGUCUGGAGGGGAGACUGUCCACAACCAAAAAAACCUUGGCUUCUAUGGAAGACGACAAUAAAACGGCACUCAGCAGCGUACAGCAAAUGAACGAGGAUAUCCAGGCGCUGGAGCGGGAAUCAGAUCAAUUGCAAAAACGCAAGAAAUUGUUGAAGGAAGACGUUGCAGACUUACAGAAGCACCUUCAUGCCAAAAAGGAGGAACUGGCUCUCCUGAAGACUGAAGUGAGUGACUCCCGACAGCAGCUUCAGCAAUUGGGAAAGGAUGCAGAAAAGGCUGCCCGGCUGAAAGAGGAGUUGCUCCGCGAACAGGCAGCCCUGAAGGAGGACCUUGGCAAAUAUGCCCGGAAGUGCCGGGAAUGCCAAGAAGCCCACCGCAAAGUGGAAAGCCAGCUGCAGGAGCUUUGCAGGGACCUGGAGGAGCAGGAGCGGGAACGGGCGGAAGGAGAGAUGAUCCUUCAGCGCCUCCGGGAAGACGUGCAACGUGAAGAAAAGCAGCUGAAGGAGUGUGCAGCGAAACAGGAGGGCCAGAAGCAGGUGCUGGAGCAGGCCAUUGCCCGGGUCCAAGGGGCAGAGGAGCGGAUCCGGAAGCUCCAAGAGGAGGAGUCCUGCUGUGCAGCCCUCAAGGAGACCGUCGGCAAAACCCGACAGCAACUCUCUGAAAAAGAACGGGUGUUGCAAGAAAAGGCCGGGGAGGUGGCCUCCCUCCAGAGGCAGCUGGAAGUCUCCGUGGCCGAGCAGAGUGCACUCCAGGCUCAGAUCCAAGCGGAGAGGAAGAAAGCCGAGAAGCAAAUCGCAGGCCUGAAGGAUGCGAUCCAGAUGCAGAGGGCCCAGCUCGAGGGAGCCCUUCAGGAACAAAAACAGGAAAACGCCUGCCUGCAGAAAGAAGUGGCCUCCAUAGAGCAAGUGGCACAGGACAACCACCAGCGUGCCAAGCGGCUGAUGAAGGACCUGGGCCACAUCCAGGAAGAGUACUUGGCGCUCAAGGCACAGAUGAAGAGUCAAGAGGAUCUGGAGAAGCAGCAAAGAGAGAUCCGGGAGGCUGUGAAGAUGCUGAAACUGGAAGUGAAAGACCGCCUGAGGACCGGUUUGAAGGACCUGAGCCAGUCCCCACCGGAACCCCUGGAGGAAGAGGAGGAAGGCACAAUGUCCCAAGCCUCAGACAGCCUGCAGAGAGAGUGGGAGAGUCUGAAGGAAAACGACCCCUUUGCAGCCAACGAGGCACGGAUGCUGUGCUUCGAGGAGAAGCUGGACCUGUCCAGAGUCCACAUCACGGAUGAACAGUGGCGUGGAAAAGCCCGCCGGGAACAGCUGCAGCACCACGAAGAUCGCCUCAAGGCGCGGCUUCGGCAGUGCAUGUCCAAACAGGUGGAGGUGCUGAUUAAAGGCAAGCAGCAGACCGAGGGCACGCUGCAUAGCCUCAAGAGGCAAGUGGAUGCCUUGGACGAGCUGGUCAGCAGCACCUCCUCUGAGUCGCUCUUCCCCUCCUUAAACUCUUCCCUCCAUGAAGACCUGAACUUCACCAGGAACCAGUUCGCCAGAUCCCCUUCCAGGAUCCCGGCAGGCAAGUUGACACCACCUCCGGCCAGCCACCAGUACAAGGCAUGAACUCAGCCAAGCAGGCAGGAGAUGGGGAUGUGAAGGCCGAGAAUCUGCUGGGUGUUAGAAGCCGCCUGUUAUGCAGGAAGUGUUCCUGAAGGUCUGGUAUUUCUGAUCUAUCGGACUCACUCCUUUAAGCACAGGAGAUCUGCCUCUGCCAGCUGUGCAUCAGGGAUCGGGACCUUAAUGCUUGAGCUUCUGGGCUAACUGGCUCAUGCAGGCUGCUGUGAGGUGUCUCCACCCACCAUAUACCAGUAGCAAAUAUCAAGCCAUAAUUCCAAUCCAGACUGGCCUAGCAGUUCCAGGCAAGCUCGAAUCCAGCGACCUCCCAUUCUUGAGACAGGGCCCCCUCCUUCCUGCCCAGAACAGCCAAGUACCAAACAGAAAACACCAGCCUAGCUUGUGAUGGGCCACUGUCAAAAAGGGAUGCAUCUCUGCAGUGAGCAGUAUCUGGCCAAGUAAUAAUUACUCUUGAUGGUUAUAUAGCCACUGCUUUUCUACAACCCAGGUUUACAAGUACUUGGAAAUUACUACCUCAUUUGCUUAUAAGCCACAUAGGCCUGGGGAUGCUGUUCGCCUGUGAGCUCUGAUCUUCUUCCCCCGCUAUACCCUCAGUUGUAUACUAGGCUGAAUGUUCCUUUGUACUGAAAGUGGGGAUGGGGUGCAGGCAUGUGAAUUUAUGAUUGAUUGUGUUUUAGGUUUUAUACAUUCCUCAGCAAUAUUAGUGAAAAUGUUUCAUUUGUAAGAUGUUCAAAGCAUUUCAGUGGUAAAAUAUUUUAAUAAAAGACUUUGGAACAAAUGGUGA